AUGAGACUUUCCGACUAUUCCUUCGGUCGCUCGAUCGCCGCCCCAUCCAACAAGCUCGGCUUGUCUGGUUUGCAUUAUCGCCACUGGCUCGCUCGACAAUCGUCCAAAGACUUGAACUGGUUGCGAUACAUCCUCGGUAUUCAUGAUGGAAUCAUGGGGCAGGGAAGCUCAAAGCUCAUCCAUCCUUUGUCUGUGUUCACCAUCGUCAAGCAUGUGUUGUCAUCGCUCCUCACAGUCUACUCCUUCAUUGAGACGCCAGUCAUCAUAGCCUUCUAUUGGAAUCAAGAUGCAUGCUUCAAGCCGAAGACGGCUGAGAUGGGCCUUGCUCUGGAGACUAGCUUCAUUAUAGAGAUCAUAUUGCAGUUUUUCACAGGUUACUACGAUGCCAGCGGGCUGUAUUCGGAUUCCAUUCCAGCAAUAGCUAAGAUGGUUUGCCGAUGGGGCGAUGGGGUUUGGCUUCUGAGAAGCUUUCAGUACCUGAGGCAAGGUUUCUUGUUUGACCUCGUAACCUCAGCUCCAAUCACCUGGGUGGAGUACUUUGCGGUGUACAACAAGUGCAACUCUCAGUUUGUGGACAACUCCUACAUCUAUGCCAAGGUUCCCUUGAAACUCAUCCGGCCCCUCAGGCUUGUCAAGGUUUUAAGGCUCUUUCGCAUUGCCAAGGUGCUGGCGCUGGUGCACCUGUACAACUGCGGGUUCUGGCUGGUGAAGGUGGUGUUUGAUGAGCAUCUCGAUGAAUUCCUGCUAGCCCACGGCCUGUCGCCCGAUCCCCCGGCAGGAGAAGUUAUCAGUGCGCAGCAAGUGGUCGAGAGAUAUGUCUUGUCGGGAUAUUUCAUCAACAACCUCUUCACUACCGUUGGGUUCGGAGAUAUUGCCGGAACGAAUACUGCCGAAAGGCUCUUCUGCAUUUUCACGAUGUGGAGCGGAACGAUGGUCUUUGCUGUGGUUGUCAGCGAGACUUCAGACAUCGUCGCCAAGUUCAACGAGCAAGUGCACGCGAGGAAGCAGAGGCUGCAGCGGGCAGGAAGCCUGACCGCUGAGCAGGAGAUCCGGCACUUCCUGCAGCAGAACAAGGAGAUUCUCGACUGGUCCCUCUUCAGGUGUGUGAGAGAGAAGGCGCUGAAAUGUCCAGCUGACCCUCACCUGAAGGCUCUUGUUCGACCAGAAAGAGUUCUCCCUGCUCCCAUCCAGCAAAAACUUUCACUCGAGCUCGAUCAAGGGCUGAUCGGCUCUCUUCCUUUCUUCGAGCUCAUUCAAGAUAUCGAGGUCAAGGAGAAGCUCAUCUCAAUGAUCGGCAUGCAGAUUCCUCCCCGGCUUGCUGCUGCAGGCCAGCAAGUUGAAAUGGAUGAGAAUUCGUCAGCGCAGAAUCUGCUGGCCUUGCUGGAUCAAGACGUGACGGGGCUGGCGGCGGCAGAAGAAGAAACGAGCAACAAUCAACACCAAGAGCUAGAAGCCACCCUCGGGUUCCUGGGGAAGUCAGCGACUCUUCCCUCGAGGCCCCUCCAUCACAGCACAACCUUCAGCCGCUCCGACGACACCGAGCUCCUGGCUGCCAGGCCCUCCCUGCACAACACGAUCUUCAAGAGGACCAUCUCGGCGGACAGGAGGAGGAGGCAGCCGAGCGACAUACAAGUAGCAGAGAGCAGAGAGUGGAGGGACAAGAUUGAAAGCACCCUCGAGGAACUCGCGAGUGAUGUUCGGUCCAUCGCGUCCAUCUUGACGUGCCUUGCGGUUUGA
Molecule: messenger RNA, 1737 nt
Organism: Guillardia theta CCMP2712
Lineage: Eukaryota; Cryptophyceae; Pyrenomonadales; Geminigeraceae
Exons: 24
Coding region: 1-1737 (578 amino acids)
Source: RefSeq, a predicted model, not a curated record